Molecule: messenger RNA, 153 nt
Organism: Pelobates cultripes (western spadefoot toad)
Lineage: Eukaryota; Metazoa; Chordata; Amphibia; Anura; Pelobatidae
Source: the annotation of a GenBank genome assembly
GGCGCUGGAUUUGACUUUGCCAGAAAACAUACCAAGACCUGUGGCAAAUACUCUCACAAGUCUUCUGCUCCCUCAUGGGAUGUCAAUAAAAUCCAGCAAUUAUACCCCAUGCAGCGGCAUGCGACUGAGGCACUGCCACCCACAAGCACAUGA